Molecule: messenger RNA, 3005 nt
Organism: Fundulus heteroclitus (mummichog)
Lineage: Eukaryota; Metazoa; Chordata; Actinopteri; Cyprinodontiformes; Fundulidae
Gene: lrpap1
Product: low density lipoprotein receptor-related protein associated protein 1
Exons: 8
Coding region: 123-1166 (347 amino acids)
Biological process (GO): negative regulation of very-low-density lipoprotein particle clearance; negative regulation of receptor internalization
Cellular component (GO): endosome; endomembrane system; rough endoplasmic reticulum lumen
Molecular function (GO): very-low-density lipoprotein particle receptor binding; lipase binding; receptor antagonist activity
Source: RefSeq, a predicted model, not a curated record
CACCCCUCUGUGAACACGUGACCGCGCGUGAGCGAGCUACAAUAACAUUCCGCUUGCUUGCCGUGCAGCUGCAGUUUUCGCCUCUUUUGUCGUUCUUGUUGGCGUUUAGCUGCUUUGAGAGAAUGAGACUGCAGUGUUUCGUGACGGCGCUGUGUCUCGGCGUGGGUGUCAUGGCGGGGAAGUACUCUCGGGAGGUGAAUGAGCCAGCGCCGAGUGGCAGCGAUGGGCAGACGGUGGAGUUCAGGAUAGCUAAACUUAACCAGGUGUGGGAGAAAGCCAAACGGAUGCAGCUGUCGCCAGUACGACAGGCCGAGCUGCACAGUGACCUAAAGAUUCAGGAAAAAGAUGAACUGCAGUGGAAGAAAAUGAAGGUGGAGGGCCUCGACGAGAACGGGGAGAAAGAGGCCCAGCUCAGACGCAACUUUAAUGUGAUCCUGGCCAAGUACGGCAUGGAUGGGAAACGGGACAUGCGGCCGAUGGAGAGCAACUCACUGAAAGACCAUGAGGCCAAAGAUGGAGAGAUGUUUGACGAUCCCAAGCUGGACAAGCUGUGGAACAAGGCCAAGAUCUCUGGAAAGUUCUCCGACGAGGAGCUGCAGAGCUUAAAAAGGGAAUUCCAGCACCACAAGGACAAGAUCCACGAGUACAACAUCCUGAUGGAUACAGUGAGCAGAACUGAGGAAAUUCACAAGAACGUGAUCUCCCCCAUGGACGGGGACACCAAGGAGCACGUGCUGCAGCAGAAGCACACCGAGCUGAAGGAGAAAAUGAGAGACCUCAACCACGGCUUCGAGCGCCUCCGCAAAAUCAGCCACGAGGGCUUCUCUCAAGACAGCGAGUUUCGGGAGCCGCGUGUGAUUGAACUGUGGGAGGCUGCAAAGAGGGCAAACCUCAGCAAAGAUGAGCUGGAGUCUCUCAAGGAGGAGCUGCGUCACUUUGAGACCAAGGUGGAGAAGCACAGCCAUUACCAGGAGCAGCUGCAGCUGUCUCACCAGAAGCUGCAGCACGUCGAGUCUCUGGGAGACAGAGAGCACAUCAAGAGGAACCAGGAGAAGUACAACACGCUGGCCGAGAAGACCAGGGAGAUGGGCUACAAGAUGAAGAAACACAUGCAGGACUUGUCCAAUAAGAUCUCUCGUCAGGGUCUGCAGCACAACGAGCUGUGAGAGGUUCAGCUCCUGCUCACCACCUCUGAGGCAUCGCAGAGGAACGGCACGCUACUGGAAAAAAAACUCUUUCCUGGAAGGUUUUCUAUGUUUGUAUUUUUUGUGUAUAACUAGAUGAAUAAAUCAAUCAUUUAUUAUUUACUAACUUGGAAAAUCAGAUGGACAUAUCCCUUUGUUGUCAAAUGAGCUGAUCAGAUACAACCAGCUGCUAAUGAAAUAAUUUAAAUACGAAUAUUCUGUAGUAAAUUCUACAAUAAAUCGAACAAAUGUAGUAAAAAAAAUCAGUUUUAUUAGGAAAAUACGGCAAUACUCCUUGAUUUCUACCAGAUCUUAUCGGUGAAAUAAGGGCAGCUGUGUUUUAUUUUUUUCUACCCAACAUUUCUCAUUAAUUGUGGAAAUGAAAUAUUUGAAUUUGUGACGCCAUCGCUGUUGGUUUAUGGAAAUGCUGUAAAGACGUUGAUGAGAACAAGCAGAUAAUUCAGACCAGAACCUAAAAUCACAAUCUUUAAUGUUCAUGAAGAGGAAAAAGCCAACAAUAUACACAAGUAAGGUUUUAAAAAUAUAUAUUCUAUGUAGAAAGCUGGGGAUAAAUAAAGAGAAGCCGUUAAUAUUUACAAGUCCUGCUGAAGGAAAACAGUGUGUGUUUGGGACAUUAACAAGGUAAAGUCGCUAUACGGACACAUUCUCAUGACUCAUUUGCUUGUUUUCUCUUCAUCUUGAGACAUCAAGUAGAAAACAGAAGGUGUACAAAAUCAUUUGUUUUGUCAAAUAUCAAACAAUUAUCCCAUGACGUUAGAAAGGAGAGUGGCUGAAAACCCAAAUGGUACGCUUCCCUGCUUCAGUGCCGCCCUCGGAGAGCCGCUGCAGCAGAAGCAGCAUCGAUUGCUGCGAUGAAUAAUGUCGGCGACCGGCUGAUUACUCAGCUGUGUCCUGCUCGGCCCACAUGGGCUCGGAUUAAUGUCAUUUGCACCGGGGAUCUAACUCUGAGCCGCUUAUUUCAAUCGAGCGCUUCCCCGCUCUGAUGUGGAAUGAUGGCUCUGCGAGUCGGGACUCUUUACAGUCGAUUGUUGGUUUCACUGCAGCGUGGAGGGCUUGAUCUCGUGGCGAGAUCGCGUAAAAAGAAAAGCAAAACCCAGAUUUUAUUUUUUUUUUUUCCCCCUCAACAAUCAUAAGUGCCAUGCAGCCAAAUUCCUGCCAAACACUAAUUUAAAAAAAAAAAACAGUUACACUCUAAAAGAUGACAGCAGCAUAAAGACCUCCCACACCUUUUCUUACUUGAGUGGAAUGGAUUGCGUGUGCAGAUGACUGCGCGCUGGCGAACCUGUGGGCGUGUUUAAGUGCCGCAGCGAUGGCUACGGCCGGCUGCGCGCGGGCCUUCCAGCUUAUUGAGAUGUCCAGAGUGGCUGGAGGGAGGAAGCUGCAGUGGGAAAGCGCUCUGAAGUGCUGCUCGGAGAGUUGGGCGUCGCGGAGUCAGUUCUGUGGCCCUCGCCACCUGCUCUCCAGCUGAGUCAGCCUGUCCUCUCUGCCCUGAACAUGCUCCGCCCCCACUCUGUGAGCCGUUUCCAUGGCAGCGAUGUCGAGGUGGGCGUACCUGAUGGAGUCAUCCUCUGAUUGGGGAGAAACGAAAUACUUUGGGUGUUACUUCGCAUCGCCCUUUAACUUAUUGACAGACAGAUUUGGUGAAACACAUCGACUUCUUUUAUCCAUUUAUCUGUUUUGUUUUUUUUUGUUCUGAAUGACGAUUACUUUGGUUAUUCAUCUUGAACUGUUGUAAAUUUCUCACUUUUUUUUUAAAAUGGCUUCAUUUUCACUUUUGCUAUUAAAACAGUAUUGAAUUUC